AAAAUAUAAGACACCAAUGAUGUUAUGAAAACAUAUUAGGUUCAUAAAUUUGGUAUUUUAUUUAUGUAUUAUAACGUAUGACCAUUGUAAUACACGAAGUAUAAUUAUAAUUGCUUCUAUGCUCGAUUUAAUCUGUAAAGUUUUCCAAACAAUAAAGUAAAGGUACACCACAAAUCUUAAUAUUGUUUACGGGCAAAAACAUUCCAUUCAUGCAUUACCUACCCGUGAGUUAAGUUCGGUGGUGGUUGUUCGAGGGAUGCAGGUGAUGCAGUGUGUGGACUGACUUUAAUUAUUAAAAACAUGAGCUUAUAACCAACAUAACAUAACGUUAAAAAGAACUAUUUUCUUUAAGGCUUCUUAAAUCUAAGGGACACUUAAAUAUAAGUGAAACUUCGACAUUUUUGGAUAUUGUCGGAAUCAAGAAUGAAAUAUUACAAUUUAUGAGUGUCGAAAAACUAACUUAAUGUAACGUAACUUUGGCUUCAAGUGUGCGAAAAUUGAUAACAUUUGGUUUGCGUAACAAAAAAUAAAUAUCUCUAAUCAUUCUACAAAACAAGUCGAUAAUACGUAAUUAUGAUUCUAAAGGAAAUAAUUUUAUUAUGGUUGUGUAUAAACAAUAUUCAAGCCCAACUAAACCAUCCAGUAGUUAUUAAUACUUGGGCGUUUGUAAACUCUUCGAUCGGAGCUUGGAAUGUAUUGGAAAAGGGUGGAUCGUCGCUGGAUGCAAUUGAAAUUGGAGCAAGUAUUUGUGAAAGCCAGCAAUGUGACGGUACUGUCGGUUAUGGAGGAAGCCCUGAUGAAAAUGGCGAAACUACGCUUGAUGCGCUUCUCAUGAACGGAAAAACCAUGAAAGUAGGCGCUGUUGGUUCUCUGCGUCGAGUGAAAAAUGCUAUAUCCGUUGCGCGACAUGUUUUAGAAUAUACGAAACAUUCUAUUUUAGUAGGAGAUCUUGCUACCAAAUUUGCAGUUCAGAUGGGAUUUAAAGAAGAAUCUCUUAAUACACAGCAAUCAAAGCAUCUUUGGAUGAAAUGGCACAAUGAAAAUAACUGUCAACCCAAUUUCUGGAUGGAUGUCAUUCCUGAUGCAAAACAAUUUUGUGGACCAUAUCAGCCAAAGGAACGAUCACAUCAGAAAACUCAUAUGUUAAAGGGAGAUAGAUAUAAUCAUGACACUAUUGGCUUGGUAGCUAUUGAUAGAAAUGGCGAUAUAGCUGCUGGUGCAUCUACAAAUGGGGCUAAAUACAAAAUUCCUGGGAGAAUUGGUGAUUCUCCUAUUCCUGGAGCUGGGGCAUAUGCUGAUAACGAUGUUGGAGGAGCUGUCGCGACUGGUGAUGGGGACGUAAUGCUAAGAUUUGUCCCUAGUUUUUUGGCAGUAGAAGAAAUGCGAAGAGGGGCAACACCAACAGAAGCUGCGACAAUUGCUGUUAAAAGAAUAGCAAAGUUUUAUCCUAAUUAUAUGGGUGCAGUCGUGGCGCUGAGGAUGGAUGGGGAAUACGGAGCAGCUUGUCACGGUUUGGGUGGAAUGCCGUUUCCAUUCGUCGUUCGUGAUAGUACCAUGGAUAAAUCUAAAAUAGUUUUGGUUGAAUGUUCUUAAUUUAAAGCGAUAAUUUGUUGUUAUCUUUAUGCUUAUUAUUAUAUGCUACACCAAUAAUUCAAAUAAACAUUUGCUUUUAAA
Molecule: messenger RNA, 1674 nt
Organism: Pieris brassicae (large cabbage white)
Lineage: Eukaryota; Metazoa; Arthropoda; Insecta; Lepidoptera; Pieridae
Product: N(4)-(Beta-N-acetylglucosaminyl)-L-asparaginase-like
Exons: 7
Coding region: 574-1593 (339 amino acids)
Biological process (GO): protein deglycosylation
Cellular component (GO): lysosome
Molecular function (GO): N4-(beta-N-acetylglucosaminyl)-L-asparaginase activity
Source: RefSeq, a predicted model, not a curated record